Gryllus bimaculatus (two-spotted cricket) is the source of this 726-nucleotide messenger RNA. NCBI's taxonomy places the organism in Eukaryota, Metazoa, Arthropoda, Insecta, Orthoptera, Gryllidae. The record is from the annotation of a GenBank genome assembly.
AUGCCGUUUCCGCUGUACCUGUGCAAGAGCCGCUUAGCGCGCCGGGGGAGAGGACGAAGAUGUGCCUCCUUAGUUCAGCCGAGAAAGGCGGACGCACCCCUCAUGACGUGUGGGGAAAUACUCCGCCCACAACCCCUUUACCGAGCAACGGAAUUACCCGCGCCUAUUUCGGGGAAUUUCGUCUUUUUCUCAAGUAUCUGCCGACGAAGCAGCCGGGCAAAGCUGAAUCGCCGAAGGAAGCAGGUAAUCGGGGAGGCGCACGAGUUUGAAACGCGGUGCCCUUCUCGGAUUCUGCUGAAUUUCGGCCGCGAGGCGGCGGGGUGGGACGGGGCGGGGUGGGGCGGGGCGGGCGGGGCGGGGCGGGGCGGGGCGGGGCGGGGCAGGGGCGGGGCGGGGGGGGCGGGGGGGGGGGGUGGGGGUGGGGGGCGGAGCGAACGCGAAGGCGCGAUGAAGCCCACCGCCUCCCUGCUGCUUCUGCUGGCGGCGGCGGCGGCUGCGACUGCCGCCCAUCAUGACGCACUUGGCGCGUUGCGGCGCAGGGGGCCCUGGCCCGUGGCUGCCGUCGGAGGGCGCUGCGCUCGCGGGGGGCUGCUCUCCGCCGCCCAAGGCCGCAGAUGUAGUAGCUCUUGUUUGACGCUACGCGCGCCUGUCCUCGUGGCGCACCGCCACUGGGCCUUCGCGUUGGCCCACGCAUCUCGCGCCGCCCACCUUGAUUUGGUUCACUAA